Myotis myotis is the source of this 2839-nucleotide messenger RNA. RefSeq names its product zyg-11 family member B, cell cycle regulator (gene ZYG11B). The record is from RefSeq and is a predicted model, not a curated record. Bases 178 to 2412 code for a protein of 744 amino acids. Lineage: Eukaryota; Metazoa; Chordata; Mammalia; Chiroptera; Vespertilionidae. The transcript has 14 exons. Gene Ontology annotation, cellular component: Cul2-RING ubiquitin ligase complex. Gene Ontology annotation, molecular function: protein binding.
CCGCCGCCGCCGCCGCCGCCGCCGGUGUGCAGAGCUUCCAGCUCCAGCGGGAAGGAGGCCGCGGCCUGGGCCGAGCCUGGAGCCGCCGCAAGCCGGAGCCUCCUGGAGCCCCCGCGCCGGCUCCACCUGGGGGCGGGCUCAGGCCCGGCCCGCCGCCGAGCCCCGGACCGAGGCCGCAUGCCCGAGGACCAGGCUGGCACAGCCAUGGAGGAGGCAUCUCCCUAUUCCUUACUUGAUAUCUGCUUGAAUUUCCUGACUACACAUCUUGAGAAGUUCUGUUCAGCAAGACAAGAUGGAACAUUGUGUUUGCAAGAACCUGGAGUAUUCCCACAGGAAGUGGCUGAUCGACUGCUUCAGACCAUGGCCUUUCAUGGUCUCCUGAAUGAUGGAACUGUAGGUAUUUUUAGGGGUAACCAGAUGCGCUUAAAGAGAGCUUGCAUUCGCAAAGCCAAGAUCUCUGCUGUUGCUUUUCGGAAAGCCUUCUGCCAUCACAAGUUAGUGGAACUUGAUGCAACAGGUGUGAAUGCUGACAUCACGAUUACAGACAUCAUCAGCGGGCUUGGCAGUAAUAAAUGGAUCCAGCAAAAUCUCCAGUGCCUGGUGCUGAAUUCAUUAACUCUGUCCCUUGAAGAUCCUUACGAGCGGUGCUUCAACCAGCUUUCUGGCCUUCGAGCGUUAAGCAUCACCAACGUUCUCUUUUACAAUGAAGACCUGGCUGAAGUUGCCUCAUUGCCAAGAUUAGAGAGCCUGGAUAUUUCUAACACCUCAAUUACAGACAUCACGGCUCUGCUGGCCUGCAAAGACCGACUCAAGUCUCUAACCAUGCAUCACUUAAAAUGUUUAAAAAUGACAACUACUCAGAUACUGGAUGUUGUUCGAGAACUAAAAUAUCUGAAUCAUCUUGAUAUAUCAGAUGAUAAGCAAUUUACAUCAGACAUAGCUCUUCGAUUAUUAGAACAAAAAGAUAUCCUACCCAACCUGGUCUCCCUGGACGUUUCUGGGAGAAAGCAUGUGACAGAUAAAGCUGUUGAAGCCUUUAUACAACAACGGCCCAGUAUGCAGUUCGUAGGUUUGCUGGCCACUGAUGCUGGUUACUCUGAAUUCCUCACAGGCGAAGGGCAUUUGAAGGUGUCUGGAGAAGCCAACGAAACUCAGAUUGCAGAGGCAUUGAAGCGGUACAGUGAGCGAGCAUUCUUUGUCCGGGAAGCUCUAUUUCACCUUUUUAGUCUGACUCAUGUGAUGGAAAAAACAAAGCCAGAAAUUUUAAAGCUUGUGGUCACUGGGAUGAGAAACCACCCUAUGAAUUUACCAGUGCAACUUGCUGCAAGCGCCUGUGUAUUUAAUUUAACCAAGCAGGAUCUUGCUGUAGGAAUGCCUGUCCGACUUCUGGCUGAUGUGACCCAUUUGCUGCUGAAAGCUAUGGAACAUUUUCCUAAUCACCAGCAGUUGCAAAAGAAUUGCCUCCUUUCACUUUGCAGUGACCGGAUCCUUCAAGAUGUUCCAUUUAACAGGUUUGAAGCAGCUAAGCUUGUCAUGCAGUGGCUCUGCAACCAUGAGGAUCAAAACAUGCAAAGGAUGGCAGUUGCUAUCAUUUCCAUUCUGGCUGCCAAGCUUUCUACAGAACAAACUGCACAGCUUGGUGCUGAGCUCUUCAUUGUGAGGCAACUUCUUCAAAUAGUGAAGCAGAAAACCAAUCAAAAUUCGGUGGAUACUACUUUGAAAUUUACUUUGAGUGCACUUUGGAACCUCACAGAUGAAUCUCCAACCACUUGCAGACACUUUAUUGAAAACCAAGGGUUAGAACUCUUCAUGAGGGUUCUAGAGUCUUUUCCAACUGAGUCAUCCAUUCAACAGAAAGUUCUAGGACUUUUGAACAAUAUAGCUGAAGUACAAGAAUUGCAUUCUGAAUUAAUGUGGAAGGAUUUUAUAGACCACAUCAGUAGUCUCCUUCAUAGUGUGGAAGUGGAAGUCAGUUACUUUGCAGCAGGAAUUAUUGCCCAUUUAAUAUCUAGAGGUGAACAAGCUUGGACAUUGAGCCGUAGCCAGAGGAAUUCUCUUCUGGAUGACCUGCAUUCAGCUAUUUUGAAAUGGCCAACUCCAGAGUGUGAGAUGGUAGCAUACAGGUCCUUUAAUCCAUUUUUUCCAUUACUUGGCUGUUUCACAACACCAGGAGUCCAGCUAUGGGCAGUUUGGGCCAUGCAACAUGUCUGCAGCAAGAAUCCCUCAAGGUAUUGCAGCAUGUUGAUUGAAGAAGGAGGAUUGCAGCAUUUAUACAACAUCAAAGAACAUGAACAGACUGAUCCCCAUGUCCAGCAGAUUGCUGUGGCCAUUCUGGACACUUUAGAAAAACACAUUGUACGCCAUGGGAGACCACCUCCCUGUAAAAAGCAGCCCCAGGCCAGACUAAAUUGAUAGCCAUAGGCAAUUGGAUAAUUGAAUCACAGGAAUCCUUUUUGUGAUAGGUUCAUUAGGAUAUCGUCUGUGAUGUUUUGGGGUUUCCAUAACAAGAGGCUUAGAUCAGUUUGGGAUUGAUGAUGUACAGUACUGCCCAUGUGAACAGUCUCUAAUUUGUUUUGUGAUUUUUAACUUAUGAGGUAAGAAGGGUCUCUUCCUUCAUCAUUGCUUUUUAGAAAAAUUUCUACAUCUUUCAGUGUUUGAACUUACCUGUGCUUGAAAUUCUAGUUUUAUGAUAAAGUUUGCACGAACCCUUAGGCCAGACUUUUCUGACCUUAAAGACCCUUCUAAUCAGUUUGCAGCUUCAGAUAAGCUGUUAACCUGAUUUCUUAAACUGCUUCAGUUGUAAAUUUUAUAAUGCUCUGUAUAAAAUGCCUUUAUUCUC